Molecule: messenger RNA, 2565 nt
Organism: Dendrobium catenatum
Lineage: Eukaryota; Viridiplantae; Streptophyta; Magnoliopsida; Asparagales; Orchidaceae
Product: putative pentatricopeptide repeat-containing protein At3g15930
Exons: 1
Coding region: 168-2459 (763 amino acids)
Biological process (GO): RNA modification
Molecular function (GO): protein binding; RNA binding; zinc ion binding
Source: RefSeq, a predicted model, not a curated record
CUUAAACCUGCCAUUCUUCCGUUUAAGUUUUUGAUCCGAUUUUCACAAUUUUAUAUGCAACAUUUCAACUCUCACGUGAAUCUCACUUACAAAAUUGGCGUCCUGAUUCUGCAAAGGUUUUUUCAGGUCUUCUGAUAAUUUUGAAACUAUUCAAGUUCCCAUCUCCAAUGUGCUCAUGCACUCUAUAUUUCAACAGAACCCUAAUCCGGCUCCUUCUCCCAUCAAUUCUUUUCAGUAGUCUCCGUAUGUCAACUUUUGUCAUGGCAUCUCUCUCAUCUCUUCCUUUCCCUUCAAGCCAUCACUGUCUUGUCUCCAACCAGGCCCAACCUCAUUUACAAACCCUUCCAUUAAUAUCUUUGAUUUAUAAUUGCAAAACUAUGGAGGAUUUCAAGCAAUUCCACUCACAAAUCAUCCGGUCAGGUCUUUCGGGUUUCCUCGCGGAGCAGCACCGCAUGGUUUCCUUCUGUUGCACCCAAGGCCAAGGCGAUAUGGGAUACGCCCGCCUUCUGUUCGACGAAAUCCCUGAGCCGGACAACUUCAUGUGGAACACCAUGAUUCGGGGCUACUCGAACAAUAGCUCCCCGGAAGCCGCCGUGUCUUUGUACAUUGAAAUGCUUGCCCGAGGCGUAGGACCGGACAACUAUACCUACCCUUUCUUGCUCAAAGCAUUCGAUCGACAGAUGGCAAUUGAAUUCGGUGGUGGGCUCCAUGCACAUGUGACUAAGUUCGGUUUUUGCACCAAUGCUCACGUUCAGGAUGCUCUGAUUCAUGUCUACUCCAUCAGCGGUGAGAUGGAUGCCGCCCGUGAGCUGUUUGAUAAAAGUCCUAAGCAGAAUUCGGUGUUGUGGAAUGCUAUAAUCUCUGCUUAUAACAGGAGCAAGAAAUAUGAGGAAUCAUGCAAACUUUUUGCGGAGAUGGAAGAACUUCAAGUGGAACCCACUAUGGUGACUCUUGUUUUGGUGAUUUCAGCUUGCGCCAAGCUUAAAAAGCUUGAAUACGGAGCUUGGAUACAUAGAAACAUUGAAAAUUGCCGGAUAGUGCCCAAUUUAGCUUUGCAGAAUGCAUUGAUUGAUAUGUACGCUGGCUGUGGUGACAUUAGGACCGCCUGGAGUUUAUUCGAGAAUAUGGAAGCCAAGGAUGUGAUAUCAUGGACUGCAAUGGUUGCUGGGUUAGCUAAUCUUGGGCAGGUUGACCAAGCUCGAGAGCUUUUCAAUCGAAUGCCUGAAAGAGAUAUCAUAUCAUGGACGGUCAUGAUUGAUGGAUACAUGAAGGCAAAUCGUUUUAAAGAGGUGCUUGAGAUCUUCCGAGAGAUGCAAGCCUUUAGUGUGAGGCCAGAUGAGUUCACAAUGGUCAGUGUGCUCACUGCCUGUGCAAACUUAGGGGCACUUGAGGUUGGGGAGUGGAUAAGAGAAUACAUGGAGCGAUACAAGGUUAAUAUGGAUAUCUUUGUGAACAAUGCUAUGAUAGAUUUGUACUGCAAGUGCGGAUGCGUUGAAAAUGCUUUUGACAUCUUCGAGAAAAUGCAAAAGAGGGAUAAGUUUACAUGGACUACAAUGAUAACCGGCCUUGCUAUUAAUGGACAUGGAGAACAUGCUCUUGAUCUUUUCACGAGGAUGCUAAGAACAUCGGUAAGGCCAGAUGAGGUAACCUUCAUUGGUGUGCUAACAGCAUGCAUCCAUGCCAGACUUAUUGAGGAGGGCAGAGAAAUCUUUUCGAGCAUGAUUAACACUCAUGGAAUAUUUCCCAAUGUGUGUCACUAUGGUUGCUUGGUAGAUCUCCUCGGGAGGGCUGGACAGCUUAAGGAAGCAUUGGAGACAAUAACAAACAUGCCAAUGAAGCCUAAUUCUCGUGUGUGGGGUGCUCUGCUUGCUGCCUGUCGAGUACAUAAAAAUCUUGAGAUGGGGGAAUUGGCUGCCAACAAAAUUCUGGAGCUUGAGCCAGAUAAUGCUGCUGUGUAUGUGUUGCUUUCAAACCUUUAUGCAAAGCUCAACAGGUGGGAAGAAGUGGGAAAGGUGAAGGAUAUGCUGAUGCAGAGAGGUAUAAAGAAGAUUCCUGGCUGUAGUUUGAUUGAAAUAAAUGGAAACAUACAUGAAUUUGUUGCAGGCGAUUGUACUCAUCCGAGGAUUGAAGAGAUUCAUAAAAAAAUGGAGGAGAUGGGAAGGGAUCUGAUGCUUGAUGGUUAUGCCCCAGACACCACGGAGGUUUUUAUUGACAUUUCCGAAGAGGAAAAAGAAGAUACUGUUUACAAGCACUGUGAGAAGUUGGCAAUAGCUUUUGGACUGCUUAGUUCUCCAGCAGGUGCGACAAUUAGAGUCGUUAAAAAUCUGCGGAUAUGUUUAGAUUGCCACAAUGCAAUAAAAUUGAUCUCAAGAAUUUAUAGAAGGUUGAUCGUUGUCAGAGAUAAGACACGCUUCCACCACUUCAGUAGUGGUAGUUGUUCAUGUAAAGAUUACUGGUGAAUCGUAAUUUUUCUUUUUUUUUUUUGGUUUAGAACGGAAGAAUUUUUGUGCAAGGAUGUUCUGAUAAUAAAAUAAUUUUUAUUGUCUUAAUAUUUUAUAUCUAGUA